Prunus armeniaca (apricot) is the source of this 222-nucleotide messenger RNA. Lineage: Eukaryota; Viridiplantae; Streptophyta; Magnoliopsida; Rosales; Rosaceae. The record is from the annotation of a GenBank genome assembly.
AUGGUCAUUUUAAAUGCAUCCCAUAGAGGUUUUAGGAGCAAGGUCCUGAACAUAUUUGGUCUUGUAGUCCUCCUAGCUAACGUGUACACCUCUUGUCAUGAGGAUGGGAUCUUAUCCACCGAUGGGUCUGGGGAGGAUGGCACUACUAGCAAAGACGGUCAGUUUUAUUUCCACCAGCUUUUAUCCCAAAAUCGUUGCAAUCCUCAACAAAUUGAACCCUAA